Oncorhynchus nerka (sockeye salmon) is the source of this 9792-nucleotide messenger RNA. RefSeq names its product kalirin-like. Gene Ontology annotation, cellular component: postsynaptic density; cytoplasm; extrinsic component of membrane. NCBI's taxonomy places the organism in Eukaryota, Metazoa, Chordata, Actinopteri, Salmoniformes, Salmonidae. The record is from RefSeq and is a predicted model, not a curated record. Gene Ontology annotation, biological process: intracellular signal transduction; axon guidance. Gene Ontology annotation, molecular function: protein binding; guanyl-nucleotide exchange factor activity.
CGGAUUUUACAAGAAACAAGGAGGCAAGGGAUUUGGGGGUUAGAUACGGACUUCGUACUAUUAUGACUUUUUUUCUGUAAACGACUUAGGUUAUAUAUGUAAAAUCAUGUUGAUGCUUUUUUUUCAUAGCCAGACCAAUUUCAUUAUGCAGCUUUCGUGACAUCACUGGAACGAACUGCCAAGAAACCGUUGUAAUGCAACCAUAUGCCGAUGCCUUGACUUUAUAGGCUACAGCUAAUUUUCUGGGAUGCUCUGGGCUAUAUUAUACUCAAGACGUGGGGCGUUUAGUGUAAAUCCGCUCUUUUCCCCCCAGCAGAACAACCCAUUUGAAAUCGUACGGUAUCUUCAUUUUGUCACGCGCGCAUUGGGUUCCUUUUGUGGCGCCGGGGCUGCGAACGGAGGAGGUUGAAUGUGAAACAAUAGAGCGCAAAUACAGCCCAAGCACAAGGACGGAAACCCACGACUGAAAAACGCGAGCGCCUCUGUGACAAAGAACUCAAGAACAUGAAGAAGCCAGCCCGCGCUGCACUGAUUUGGUUAAAGUAAUCACUGGAUAUAUUUCGGGCUACAUUGUCUCUUGAAAUCCCCUAGUAGAAAACAUGAAUUCUGCUGAAGCAGCCGAGGAGGGACCGAAUGAUUCAGAUACGGAUGCUUUUUUCAAAACCGGGUCCUUCAGAAACGAUGGGAUUAAGGCGUCUGAUGUCCUGCCUGUGCUGAAAGAGAAAGUGGCCUUUGUGUCAGGAGGUCGUGAUAAGAGAGGUGGCCCCAUACUGACCUUCCCUGCCAGAAGCAACCAUGAUAGAAUAAAACACGAGGAGCUGCGACAGCUGGUGACGUACCUCUCCACUGUGCCCAGUGAGGAUGUGUGCAAGCGAGGCUUCACGGUCAUCAUUGAUAUGCGCGGCUCCAAGUGGGACCUGAUCAAGCCUCUGCUGAAGACCCUGCAGGAAGCCUUCCCCGCCGAGAUCUGCGUGGCGCUGAUUAUCAAACCCGACAACUUCUGGCAGAAGCAGAAGACCAACUUUGGCAGUGCCAAGUUCACAUUUGAGACUAGCAUGGUGUCAGUGGAGGGCCUGACUAAGUUGGUGGACCCGUCCCAGCUGACGGACGACUUUGAGGGCUCUCUGGAGUACAAACACGAGGAGUGGAUGGAUCUGCGCGUGGCCCUGGAGGAGUUCAUGGGCUCGGCCGUGCACCUCCUCUCCCGCCUGGAGGACCUCCAGGAGCUGCUGGCCAAGAAGGAGUUCCCGGUGGACGUGGAGGGCUCCCGGCGGCUCAUCGACGAGCACACGCAGCUCAAGAAGAAGGUGAUGAAGGCUCCCGUGGAGGAGCUGGACAGGGAGGGCCAGAGGCUGCUUCAGUGUAUCCGGUCUAGUGAUGGUUUUUCUGGGAGGAACUGCAUCUCGGGCAGCGCCGACUUCCAGAGCGUGGUGCCUAAGAUCGCCAGCCUGCUGGACAAGCUGCACUCGACCAGACAGCACCUGCACCAGAUGUGGCACGUCCGCAAGCUCAAACUGGACCAGUGUUUCCAGCUUCGCCUCUUUGAGCAAGACGCAGAGAAGAUGUUUGACUGGAUCAGUCACAAUAAGGAAGUGUUCCUGCAGAGCCACACAGAGAUCGGCGUCAGCUACCAGCACGCCCUGGACCUCCAGACGCAGCACAAUCACUUUGCCAUGAAUUCUAUGAACGCCUAUGUGAACAUCAACAGGAUCAUGUCGGUGGCGACGCGGCUGUCGGAGGCGGGCCACUACGCCUCGCAGCAGAUCAAACAGAUCUCGGCCCAGCUGGACCAGGAGUGGAAGAGCUUCGCCGCCGCCCUGGACGAACGCAGCACCAUCCUGGCCAUGUCGGCCGUCUUCCACCAGAAGUCGGAACAGUUCCUGGCUGGGGUGGAGGCCUGGUGCAAGAUAUGCAGUGAAGGGGGGCUGCCCUCAGAGAUGCAGGACCUGGAGCUGGCCAUCCACCACCACCAGACCCUCUAUGAACAGGUGACCCAGGCCUACACUGAGGUCAGUCAGGACGGCAAGGCCCUACUGGAUGUCCUCCAGAGACCACUGAGCCCGGGGAACUCGGAGUCUCUGACGGCCACAGCCAACUACUCCAAGGCGGUCCACUGUAUCCUGGACGUGGUCCACGAGGUCCUGCACCACCAGAGACGCCUGGAGAGCAUCUGGCAGCACCGCAAAGUCCGCCUGCACCAGAGGCUACAGCUCUGUGUGUUCCAACAGGACGUCCAACAGGUGAUGGACUGGAUAGAGAACCAUGGAGAGGCCUUCCUUAGCAAACACACGGGCGUGGGCAAGUCCCUCCACCGCGCCAGGGCACUGCAGAAACGCCACGACGAUUUUGAGGAGGUGGCACAGAACACCUACACCAACGCAGACAAGCUCCUGGAGGCGGCCGAGCAGCUGGCCCAGACUGAAUGUGACCCGGAGGAGAUCUACAAAGCAGCGCGACACCUGGAGGUCAGGAUCCAAGACUUUGUCCGGCGGGUGGAACAGAGGAAACUGCUGCUGGACAUGUCGGUCUCCUUCCACACCCACACCAAGGAGCUGUGGACGUGGAUGGAGGACCUGCAGAAGGAGCUGUUGGAGGAGGUGUGUUCAGACUCAGUGGAGUCGGUCCAGGAGCUCAUCAAGCAGUUCCAGCAGCAGCAGACGGCCACCCUGGAGGCUACGCUUAACGUCAUCAAGGAGGGAGAGGACCUCAUCCAGCAGCUCAGGGACGCUGCAAUGUCCACCAACAAGAUGCCCCACAACAGCUCCAUCGCCCACAUUGAGAGUGUCCUGCAGCACCUGGACGAGGCCCAGGGCCAGAUGGAGGAGCUGUUCCACGAGAGGAAAAUCAAACUGGACAUCUUCCUGCAGCUACGCAUCUUUGAGCAGUACACCAUCGAGGUGACGGCGGAGCUGGACGCGUGGAACGAGGACCUGCUGCGCCAGGUGAACGACUUCAACUCGGAGGACCUGACCCUGGCCGAGCAGCGGCUGCAGCGCCACACGGAGCGCAAGCUGGCCAUGAACAACAUGACCUUCGAGGUGAUGCAGCAGGGACAGGACCUGCACCAGUACAUCAUGGAGGUCCAGGCCUCAGGCAUUGAGUUGACUGGGGAGAAAGAGGUGGAUCUGGCCACUCAGGUCCAGGAGCUGCUGGAGUUCCUCCAUGAGAAGCAGCAUGAGCUGGACGUCAGCGCUGACCAGACCCAGAAGAGACUGCAGGAGUGUCUGCAGCUCCGCCAUCUGCAGUCAGAGGUCAAACAGGUCCUGGGCUGGAUCCGGAACGGGGAGUCCAUGCUGAACGCCAGCAUGGUGAAUGCCAGCUCGCUGUCAGAGGCAGAGCAACUCCAGAGGGAGCAUGAGCAGUUCCAGCUGGCCAUCGAGUCCCUUUUCCAUGCCAAUUCCCUCCAGAAGACGCACCAGAGUGCACUGCAGGUGCAGCAGAAGGCUGAGGUCAUGCUCCAGGCGGGCCAUUUUGACCCGGACGGCAUACGGGCCUGCGCCGAGAAGGUGGCCAUGCACUGGCAACAGCUCAUGCUCAAGAUGGAGGAUCGACUCAAGCUGGUCAACGCUUCUGUGGCCUUCUACAAGACCUCAGAGCAGGUGUGCAGUGUGCUGGAGAGUCUGGAGCAAGAGUACAGGAGAGAUGAGGACUGGUGUGGUGGCCAUGACAAGCUGGGAGCCAUGGCCGAGACGGACCAUGUCAUCCCCCUCAUCAGCAAACACCUGGAGCAGAAGGAAGCCUUCCUCAAGGCAUGCACGUUGGCCAGGAGAAAUGCUGAGGUGUUCCUGAAGUAUAUCCACAGGAACAACGUGGGUAUACCUGGUGCUUCAGGCCACGCCAGAGGACCCGAGCAGCAGGUUAAAGCCAUCCUCAAUGAGCUGCUCCAGAGGGAGAACCGGGUUCUGCACUUUUGGACCAUGAAGAAACGGCGCCUGGAGCAGUGCCAGCAGUACGUGGUGUUCGAACGCAGCGCCAAACAGGCCUUAGACUGGAUCCAGGAAACAGGAGAGUAUUACCUCUCCACUCACACCUCCCCUGGAGAGAGCGGCGAGAGGAGUCAGGAACUGCUGAAGGAGUACGAGGAAUUCAGAGUCUCCGCCAAGCAAACCAAGGAGAAGGUGAAGCUCCUCAUUCAGCUGGCCGACAGCUUUGUGGAAAAGGGCCAUGUGCACGUCACCGAGCUGAAGAAGUGGGUCACCACGGUGGACAAGCGCUACCGAGACUUCUCCCUCCGGAUGGGGAAGUACCGUUCUAGCCUGGAGAAAUCACUGGGCAUCAGCUCCGAGGAUAAUAAGGACUUGGAGCUGGACAUCAUCCCAGCCAGCCUGACCGAUCCUGGGGAGGUGAAGCUCCGCGACCCCAACCACGAGGUCAACGAGGAGAAGAGGAAGUCAGCCAGGAAGAAAGAGUUCAUAAUGGCUGAACUCCUUCAGACUGAGAAGGCCUACGUCAGGGACUUGCAUGAAUGUUUAGAGACGUACCUGUGGGAGAUGACAAGUGGGGUGGAGGAGAUUCCUCCUGGCAUCGUCAACAAGGAGCACAUCAUCUUUGGCAACAUCCAGGAGAUUUAUGAUUUCCAUAACAGCAUUUUCCUCAAAGAGCUAGUGAACUAUGAGCAGCUACCUGAAGAUGUGGGCCAUUGUUUUGUCACAUGGGCUGAUAAAUUCCACAUGUACGUCAAUUACUGUAAAAACAAACCGGAUUCCAGCCAACUCAUCUUGGAGCAUGCUGGAAGCUUCUUCGAUGAAAUCCAGCAGCGACACGGAUUGGCUAACUCCAUCUCCUCGUACCUUAUCAAGCCAGUGCAGAGGAUCACUAAGUACCAGCUUCUCCUCAAGGAACUGCUGACCUGCUGUGAGGAGGGGAAGGGGGAGAUUAAGGACGGCCUGGAGGUGAUGCUUAGUGUCCCCAAGAGGGCCAACGACGCCAUGCACGUCGCCAUGCUGGAAGGUUUCGAUGAGAAUCUGGACGUGCAGGGAGAGCUGUUCAUCCAGGACACCUUCCAGGUGUGGGAUCCCAAGUCUCUGAUCCGGAAGGGCCGGGACCGUCAUCUCUUCCUGUUCGAGAUCUCCCUGGUGUUCAGCAAGGAGAUCAAGGACUCGGCCGGACGCACCAAAUACGCCUUCAAGAACAAACUGCUGACAUCAGAGCUGGGCGUGACGGAGCACAUUGAAGGGGACCCCUGUAAGUUUGCUCUGUGGGCUGGAAGGACCCCCUCAUCUGAUAACAAGACUGUCCUCAAGGCGUCCAGUAUUGAAGCAAAGCAGGAGUGGAUCAAGAACAUCCGGGAGGUGAUCCAGGAGAGGAUCAUCCACCUCAAGGGGGCGCUGAAGGAGCCCAUCCACAUGCCCAAAACCCCGGCCAAGCCACGCAACAACAGCAAGAGGGAUGCUGGUGAGGAUGCAGACAGCCAGGGUGACGGCAGCAGCCAGCCAGACACCAUCUCCAUCGCUUCUAGGACUUCUCAGAACACUGUGGACAGUGAUAAGCUCUCUGGAGGCUGUGAGUUGACAGUGGUGCUGCAGGACUUCACAGCAGGUUGUUCCAGCGAGCUUAGCCUUCAGACGGGUCAGACGGUAGAGCUACUGGAGAGGCCCAGUGACCGCCCCGGCUGGUGUCUGGUGCGGACCACCGACCGUAGCCCCCCUCAGGAGGGCCUGGUGCCCAGCUCGGCCCUCUGUGUCUCUCACUCCCGCAGCAGCGUGGAGAUGGAGUGCUUCUUCCCCACAGGGAAAGAGAACUACUCGGUCAGCGGGCCCGAAGGAGCGAAGACCGAGUCGGUGGCCAACCUGCAGUCCCAGGCCUCCCUGAGCUCCAUCCAGUCCAGCUCUCCGGGACCGAAGCGCUCGGGCAACACCCUGAAGAAGUGGCUGACCAGCCCUGUGCGUCGCCUCAGCCACGGCAGCAGCGUCAAGAAGUUCCCCAGCAAGCACAAGAAGAGGGACGGCCGCAAGAGCAUCGACCUGGGGCCGCCUGAGAGCUCCCUGCACGACGGGAGCGUAGACGAGAGGUGCAGGAAGGAGCGCACCCUGUCCAAGUCCUCUGGAAUGCAGAGCGGAGGAGAGGAGGAGCCCGAGGAUGACUCGCACACCCCCCUGCCGCCCCCCAUGGAGAUCAUCAAGGACCCCUCAUCCCAGGAGGAGAAGAAUCUGGAGCCAGGUGCCUACCCCAGCUUCACCACUUUGACCCCUCCGGAACAGACCAGCCCAGCCCUGCCCAGGAACCCUGAAAUGGAUCAGAAGGCCAAGGCUCUGCGCGGACGCAUGUUUGUCCUCAAUGAGCUGGUGCAGACUGAGAAGGACUAUGUCAAGGACUUGGGGAUUGUAGUGGAGGGGUUCAUGAAGACGAUCGAGGAUAAGGGAGUCCCUGAAGAUAUGAAAGGAAAAGACAAAAUCGUUUUCGGGAAUAUUCACCAGAUCUACGACUGGCACAAAGAUUUUUUUGUGGGUGAGCUGGAGAAAUGUCUCGAAGACAACGAGCACCUUCCUGAGCUUUUCAUUAAACAUGAGAGGCGACUACACAUGUAUGUGGUUUACUGCCAGAACAAGCCCAAGUCUGAAUUCAUUGUCGCCGAGUACGACACGUUCUUCGAGGGCGUACAGCAAGAGGUCAGCUCAAGACUUGGCAUAAGUGACUUCCUCAUAAAGCCAAUUCAGAGAAUUACCAAGUAUCAGCUGCUUCUAAAGGACUUCUUAAAGUAUAGUUCCAAAGCAGGACUAGAUUGCCAAGAGAUGGAGAAGGCAGUUGGUUUAAUGUCCCAGGUCCCCAAGCUCUGCAAUGACAUGAUGAAUCUUGGCAGACUACAAGGCUAUGAGGGUAAGCUGACCAGCCAGGGUAAACUGCUGCAGCAGGAGACGUUCUUUGUAACGGAACAGGACACGGGAGUGUUGUCGCGCAGCAAGGAGCGCAGGGUCUUCCUCUUUGAGCAGAUCGUCAUCCUCAGCGAGCUCCUCCGCAAGGGCUCGUCCACCCCAGGCUACCAGUUCAAGAAGAGCAUCAAGGUGAGCUACCUGGGCUUGGAGGAGCAUGUGGACAACGACCCUUGUAAGUUUGUGCUGUCGUGUCGAGGCUCGGCCGAGCGAUUCACCCUGCAGGCGGCCAACCUGGACAUCAAGCAGGUGUGGGUCCAACAUGUCAGCCAGGUCCUGGAUGCCCAGAGCAACUUCCUGUCUGCCCUGCAGUCUCCCAUUGAGUACCACAAGGAGAAGGGUUGUUCCCAAUCCCUCACCAGAAACCCGUCGGGCAGUCGGCCCCCCAGUUCCAACAGCAGGCCCCUCUCCUCCUCCUCUGUGGGGGCAGAGAAGCCCCCCCUGGCAGGACCGGGAAGGACCCCAACUCCUCUCAAACUAUCUACCUCCAACGGCAGCUCCUGCUUUGACCCCAUGAAACACAGCGAACGCUAUGACUCCACGAGGCAGCAUGACGGCAUUGGAUGUAACGGCAUGUCCUCCACCAUGAUGGUGACCCAGGACUACAGUGCACUGAAGGAGAAUGAGAUCUGUGUGAUCCAGGGCGAGAUGGUGCAGAUCAUGGCCACCAACCAGCAGAACAUGUACCUAGUGUACCGGCCCGCCAACAGCCAGUCCCCUGCGGCCGAGGGCUGGGUCCCAGGCCACAUCCUGGGCCCCCUCACUAAAACGCUCAAAGACAGUACUGCUGACGCAAGCAUCAAGUAAGUGUCCCUCAGCCUCGCCCCCACCCCCACAGAGCUGCUCUUAUUGGAUGAGGUGAAAGUUGAAUCUGCUCCAAUACCCCCCCCACACACACACACACACACCGCCAACCCCCAUUAUGGGAACUAACUCGGAACUGUUGGACGACAACAGGGGUCAUUUUUUUCUCCUUAUUUUCUUUGUUAAUAUAUGUAAAGGCUUCAUGAGUAAUUCUCUGAAAAGAGUAAAAGGACUUUAGAGAAUCAUGGCUUCAUGUAGAGAAGACGCACCGAGAAUCUUACAUCAAUGUGGAACUGACUGGUCUGGGCUUUGAUUUCUGUUUCUAACACACGUUUUUUUACUUGACAUGUUUUGAAAAAAAGAAAGGCCUUUUGAUGGACUGGGGCCUAUUUCUCCAAGUGGAGAAAGUUUGUUAUUGUCUAUGGCAAUUUGUACAGAUUGUGGUUUUUGUUAUUUUUGUGUUAAUUUUUUUUUCUUCAUAUUUUAUUUGUUUAAUAUUAUCAGAUAUGUUGGCAGUUUACUGUAAAAAAGUUAAUUUGUUUUGUUUACUGAUGCGCUCUCUCCAGUACAUUCCUGUAUAAUGUAUUUUGCACUAUUUAAGAGAAUCCAUAUUAAUGAAGUCAGGUUGUGCAAUAUAAUUAUAGUCACAAUGUUCAUCAUUGUACUUGUAGUCUGACUAAUCAUUUUAAAUGUAUUUUAAAUAUGUAAAAUACCAUUUUGACAUGAGUAGUUUGCAAGGCAACAUAAGUUGAACUUGUUUUGCGUUAGAAAAUCAGUUACAUUGUUAAUAUUGGUAAAUACUAUGACACUGCACUAGUGCUGUCCGGGUCAGCUGUUUUGUUUUCCCAGCCCGCAAUUGCUAAUAACCCAUCAGCAACUGCCCAACUAUAUGUGAUAAAGUGAAAAUCUGAGGCCCGCAAUUGACCCUAGCCCUCUAAUAUAGAACUAGUGCAGGCCCAGUGCACUACUUUUGUUAAAAAAAUAAAUUUGCAAUUUAUUUUCAUUAUUAUUAAUAUUGUUUUUUUUUAUUUUCCGAUUUUUCAGCACCCCUACUUCCUGCGGCUAUGCUGAUUUAGAUAUGUUUCUGCUUAUAAUUUCUGACAUUUUGAUAGGCUGUUUAUUAGUCAACUUGUCUAUAAUUAGAUACAUGCAGCUUCUCUUCUGUCAUUAUAUGUCGCCCUAGAAGACUAAGUAAACCCUUUCUCACCAGAAUGUAAUAAAUCGAUAAAAUGAAUGCUUCAAUCUUGUUGACGUCGGUAAAGUUUCCUGUCGUCUGCUUAUCGGGGAGAGAACUCAAUAACAAAAAACAAAUUGGAAAGAUUUCUGUGCAAAAUGUCCAAAUGACAUCGGUAUGAACGCUUGUAAGGAAAUAGAAAGCUAUGAAAACGACCCAACAUGUUUUCGGUUUGGCUCGGAUGCAUAUUUUAUGUGUUUUAGAUACUAAAGAUAGCAUCUCUACACACUGUAUCUCACUGCACAUUCACAUUCUCUCAAAAUUCUGAAAGAAAUAAAUCAUAUUUCUCUACUCCUGUUCCCGAGUCAAAAUGUAGCCUACAUUUGGUAUAUGAUUUUACUGCAAGAAAUUCUUAAUUCUGCAGGAGUUAAUAUUAUGCGAGAGGUUAUAGACCUAAAGUCAGUGUCCAGUUCCCUUGACGUCUUGUGACUGUCGAAUUUGUACAGCGCCUCACAAUCGUCACACAAGUCGUUACUGCUAUUGUCCACUUUUACCACGUCACCAAAUCUCUCCCAAACGUGACUUUUCUGGCCCUCCCUUCUCUUUAUUUUCAACUCUCCGUCUAGCAGCUUUUCCCUUAUUGAAUUCAACUCUGACAUUGUCCUUUUUGCAUCUGUGGAUCGAUGUGAUUUUUGUUUUCUCCCCGUCCCCAAAAGCCCUAAACCACGGGGACUGGGGGUUAUGGGUCAACCGUGCAUCACUACCCCGCAGUCAAACCGCAUGUUUCUCCACUGACCAUUUGCUCUUACAGCGUGAGACCUAGACUCCAUUCUUAUCUCACAUUGAGCAUAAAAUAACAGUGAGAUCAGUUCAACCUGUUCUUUUUUUAUCAUGUUGAUUUCAAUUUGUAAAAAAUCAAAUAAAACGUUUCAUUUGUGGCUUUUA